Paraglomus brasilianum is the source of this 924-nucleotide messenger RNA. The record is from the annotation of a GenBank genome assembly. Lineage: Eukaryota; Fungi; Glomeromycota; Glomeromycetes; Paraglomerales; Paraglomeraceae.
AUGUCAACUACUGCAUCUUCCCACAUGGAUGAUCUGAUGUCAAGGAUACUCUCUGAUGAAUCAGUAUUGCGAGUAAAAGACGUUGAAAACGUACGCAGGAAAAUAUCUAGGAUACUUGAAGGAGGAGUAGAAAAGCUACAUGUAAUUAGUGACUUCGAUUCGACAAUGACACGACAUUUUAGGGAGGACAUGUCUCGUAAUCCAACCUGUCAUCAGGUUCUGUCUUCAGGCAGGAUGAUGAGCCCAGAGUUAAUUGUUCCCUCCACUAAUCAGUUCAAGCGAGCGACUGAAGAACUCUAUAAAAAGUAUUUCCCGAUAGAAAUGGACACCUCUCUGACUAUUGAAGAAAAAAUGCCCUAUAUGGUUGAAUGGUGGAGUAAAGCCCAUGAACUAGUAAUCGGGCAGAAGCUUACAAAAAAUGAUAUCAAACAGAUGCUUGUGGAUACGCCGUCAAAAUUAAGGGAAGGCAUGGCCGAGUUAAUUAUACAAUGUAAAGAAAAGAAUAUUCCGUUGCUGAUAUUCUCGGCUGGAGUAGGCAACAUUAUUGAAGAACUCUUGCAAACGAACAAUCUUCUCUUUCCGAACAUGCACAUCAUAUCUAACGUGAUGCAAUUUAACCCUGAAACAGGCAUCUGUGAUAGAUUCAGAAAACCAGAGAUUCACGUAUUCAACAAGUCGGAAGUAACCGUUCGAGAUCUGCCGUAUCAUGAUACAAUUGAGAACCGUCCAAACGUAAUUCUGCUCGGUGAUUCCGCUGGCGAUCUACAAAUGUCCAAAGGCAUCUCCCAUGAAGUUUGUCUGACAAUUGGGUUUCUUAACUUGGAAAUAGAAAAGAGACUGGAUGCAUUCAUUGAGUUGUAUGAUAUUGUGGUUUUGUAUGAUGGAGCGGCAGAUGUUGUUAACUGGAUUUCGGAGAAGCUAUGA